CCCGAGGCCUGCCUGUGCCCCAUUACCAGAUGCGUCAUGCAGGACCCCUACAUGCUGGUCGACUCCGGUCACUCGUACGAGGGAGCAGCGAUCCGCAAGUGGCUGGAGCGGAACUCCAGCGACCCAUGCACGAACACCGAGGUGGGCAGCGAAGCAAACAUGGUGCCGAACCAUACUCUGAGGAGGCUCCUUGCGGACCUGCAA
Guillardia theta CCMP2712 is the source of this 204-nucleotide messenger RNA. RefSeq lists its product as hypothetical. The transcript has a single exon. NCBI's taxonomy places the organism in Eukaryota, Cryptophyceae, Pyrenomonadales, Geminigeraceae. The record is from RefSeq and is a predicted model, not a curated record. Gene Ontology annotation, biological process: protein ubiquitination. The annotation marks the transcript as partial. Gene Ontology annotation, molecular function: ubiquitin-protein transferase activity.